GGAAACAAGGUGGCGCUUCGCUGAACGCAGCGGCCGGUGUGAGAGACAGACCGCGGUUCGAAUCGCGUCAGCCGAGCGCGGCGCGGAUUUGGCCGUUUUGCUCACUCGGGUAAACGGACGCGACGACGAGCCGCCUUGGAGGUGGCCCGGCUAACGUUAGCCGGGCCAAGCUAACUAGCGCGCUAGCCGUUAGCAAAGAUGUCCCUGCUGCGUCAACGUGUCAACGGAGUUGGACGUGAGAUGCCGUUUGCCGACGUUAGCUUACUCUGAUUACUUUGUUUGGUUGUUGUUGUUUUGUUGCCCGCUUCUGGUUGUGCCCAGGUUACGUGUGGAGCAGAUAGUUACCCGCCUUGUCCACCUGGGGUGUCUAGUUAAGCGGAAUGGAGCACUUGGCGAGCCCGUCGGAGGGGAGCUGAGCUUUGCUAACGUUAACUCCGGCCUCACGAUGCUGCGAUGCGGCGUUAGCUUGGCGGUUUGUUCCCUGGCCUCCGUUUUCACCUAGCAACUUCGGCGAGCCUGUGUCCCCUCGGGUUUUGACCCUUUUGCCGGGAAUGGGGGAUAUGAAGACCCCAGAUUUUGAUGAUUUGCUGGCAGCUUUUGACAUUCCUGACAUUGAUGCCAAAGAGGCCAUACAGUCCAGUCCGGAAGAAGAGGGCCAUGGAGGGCACAAUGGAGGAGACGGCACCAGAGAGAUGGGAGGACCCUCUUGUUUCCCCUGCUCGCCUCUCCCUCAGGGUGACCAUCCGGCUGUGAGUGUAAUUGUAAGGAACAGUGUGCGGCAUGAGUCUUAUGGAGAGGGGGACAAUUCUGUCAGUGAGGAUGCCAACAACUCUACGGACGAUGCUGAGAGUUUCUCCAACAGUGGCGUUGUCCCAAAGGAUGAGGCCGAAAUAACUUGUAAAGAAACCUUUGAGCCCCAGAUGCAUGAUAGGUUUCAGUUUUCGGUGCCCAGAGUUGAGGGACAAACCAAUGGAGAACUGUGGCCCCGUCGUUCUCCGCUGAGCUCCUCGCCCACCUCUAGUGAGCAAGGAGCCAAAGAAGUAGCUGAUGCUGGAUCAGCGAGCCAUACGGCUGACGUGAUGAGCACGCUGAGGCCCCUCCUCUAUCCCCAGUCCUCAGCCAGUGCUACUCCCCCUGUACCAUUCACUCCCUCCUUAUCAUCUCCACCCUCCUGUCAUUCUGUCAGCCAACAACCUCCUCCUUCUCCCCAACCCAUUCAGAAGGAAGAGACCAGUAGCCCCUAUAGCCCACCAUCCUCCCCGCCUGCCCUCAAUGGGAGUAUGAGAGGCGAGGUACGGCACAUCAGUGAAUCAGAGGAAGAAGAUUCGGAGCCUGAUUUGGGAAGCCCGCUGGUGAUACAGGAAAGCCCAGAAUCUCUGAUGUCGCCCUCCUCCAGUAUUCCACAGGGAUGUGAAGUGUCCACUGAACUUCUCGGCUCACUUCAGACCUCCCCUAGUUGCCUCCUUGGCGCUCCUCCUCUCUCUUCCUCACCUGCUUUCUUUAAACCUAAACCCCGUCCCAAUGAGGAGGUGCCCUCCACUCCUAGUUCUACCCCCACAGCACCAGAGCUGAAGGUCCCCCAAUCCUGCCCCUCCUCCAGUCUGACACAGUGCACCUCAGCCAAAGAGGAGAAGUAUCCAGAACACGUGAUUGAAGAGAGGGACUCUCCCGAGAGCCCGCCGCCUGAUCAGACAGGCUUUGCCAUGCCAAGGAAAAGCCUCAGCCCAGCUCCAGCAUCGGCCCCAGCUUUUACCUCCAACCACAAGGACCCUAUUGACCAAGCGGAGCCCAUGGAGAAUGAGCCUAGUCAACAGUGCGUGUUAGGGGAGGUCAGUGAAGCGGGGGGUGAAAAAAUGGAGGUUGGAGAUGGAGGAAAAGCCGACAAGGAGAACUCUGGCACCGGCUCACCGUCUGUUGAUGCCACGUGUGACAGUGCUGCAGAGGCAGGUUUGCCCUUAUCCCGUUUACUCAAGGUCAAAAUCAAAAUGGUCAAAACGCCUACAGGGAGUAUCACGGGGACUGUGACCGGAGUUCCCCCUAAAAACGCUGGAGGGGUCCCUUCUGAAACAGUGGAUGGUUCCAAACUUCCACCAGGAAAUCAUAACAUUGUGAGCAGGCCCAAGAGGGAUGCGUCCCAGAAACGCACACCAAACAGCACUGAAACGUUACCCCCAGGACCAAGGCUCCAGGAUGCCAGCGCUGCAAUGUUAACGGCCGCCAGCAAGCUAAAAAACAAAACGGCAAUAGACGCCAAGCUCCAAGUCUCACCCACAGCUGUCAGCAUCACCAAAGCUGCAGCCCUGCCGUCCAUCUCCUCUUCCAGAAUCAGUACCGAGGGGGUUGGCAUGUGUGGCCCCGGCCAGAAAACUCUAAUCAGUGGGGUGACCGUGACCUCACUGACUCCUCCGCUCCCUCCCCAUGGCAGCAGGCUAGCCUCCAUAGUUAACAACACGGGGUCAAUCAUAUCCAAGAGUCAGUCCAACCUGGUGGAAGCCUUCAACAAGAUUCUCAACAGCAAAAACCUGCUGCCUAGCUAUAAGCCAGACCUCAGCUCUCCACUUCCUGCGGAGUGGGGUUUGCCCCUGCCUGCACAGGGUUACCGUUGUUUAGAGUGUGGUGAUGCCUUUGCUCUGGAGAGGAGCCUCGCACGGCACUACGACCGGCGCUCGCUGAGGAUCGAGGUGACCUGUAACCACUGUGCCAAGAGGUUGGUCUUCUUCAACAAGUGCAGCCUACUUUUGCAUGCCAGGGAGCACAAAGAAAAAGGCCUCAUCAUGCAGUGUUCCCACCUGGUCAUGAAACCUGUAUCUGUGGAGCAGAUGGUGGGCCAACAGGAGCCUACACCCGUUGCUGUGCUCUCUCCCUCUCUCCUGUCCUCAGCCGGGGCGCCAUCAUCGUCUGCACUAAACACGGCCGUUGCCAACCCGGCGCCACAGCUGCAGCAAGCAACAACCGGCAAGAAGGCAGAGCCAGUGCAAUACAAGAAUAAUACAUGUCCCGAGUGUCUGGUUCAGUUCUGCAGCAAAGAAGAGGUUGCUGCUCACUUCCAAGAAGUGAAACCAGCACAGAGCACCCAGUGCACCGAGUGCUCUCCUCCCAUGCUCCUUCCCAACAGCUGCAGCUCAGCGGCUCACCAGCGCAUCCACAAAGCCUGCCCACCCCACGUGUGUCCCGAGUGCGGGGGGAUUUCCAAACAGCCGGGCUUCCAGACCCACCUGGACGAGGCCUGUUUGCACUUUGCACGGCGCAUUGGAUAUAGGUGUUCCAGUUGUCAGGUGGUGUUUGGAGGACUGAACUCUGUUAAGUCUCACAUUCAGGUGGCUCACUGUGACACCUUCCACAAAUGUCCCAGUUGCCCGAUGGCUUUUAAAUCUGCUGCUAGCACACAGAACCACAUCACUACACAGCACCCUACUCUCACUGGAGGACAGGCCAAGAUGAUCUAUAAGUGUGUGAUGUGUGAUACGGUUUUCACCCAGAAUUCCCAGCUGUACGUCCACUUUGAUAUCCAUCUGGCCAAUCAAAAGGUGCACGUGUUUAAGUGUCCCGAGUGCACCAAGCUCUUCUCUCAGAGAAAUUCGUUGAUGGACCACAUGAAGUGUGCACACAAGGCUCCCUUGUCCAAACAGGAUUUACCCUCCCCCGCCCCCCCAGCUACUUCCUCCCGAUCACAAUCUUCAACAAAGCCGGAGAGCUCUGAUGGGGAGGAUCAGGAGGGAGAAGAGAAGGGGAAGGUGAACGGGGAGAGAACAGCAACCACCUCCGGGUGGAAGUGCGCGUCUUGCCGUACCCACUACACAGACAGAGAGGCCUUCGUCACCCACAUGGCUGAACAGCACGGCAAGAUUAUGAAGAAGUUCCCGUGUAACAAGUGCGAGAGCUCCUUCACCACGACCUCCAGUCUCAGACGCCACAUCCGAGUCAAACACAAAGGCAUUAAACGGGGCUACCACUGUCAGUUCUGUACUGACAGUGAUAAAACAUUCAACAGCAGGGUGAUGUUGGAGAGGCACAUUCAGCUGAGGCACAGCAUGGAGGCAGCGAGCCAGGACGCACCACAGGCAGGUAGUGGUUUGGACGAGGUGGACAGCUCCUCUGAGCACGACAGCGGCCCGGGGUCUCAACAGAAACGGAAAGGAGCCGUGAAGGCGGCACGGGAUGGAAAUUUCUCGGACAGGGUGAGGCCGGCUAAGAAGACCCGACUCUCCUCCUCAGCACCAGCUCCGUCUUCUCUCCCCGAGUCCGGUUUCCGCUGCGCCCCCUGCGGCUUCACCACCGAGGACCAGGCCGCCUUUCUGGAGCACAUCCCCCAGCACCGCACCGAGGGGACCGCAGGUAGGGGAGUUCAGUGUCUACAGUGUGGGGCCUGCUUCACGUCCCUGAGCUCCCUGUCUCGCCAUCGCUUCAUCACCCACAAGGUCAGAGUCGCGCCUGCCGACGGCAAGCUUUCCCUCACUAGCCAGCCAGCGCCCUCGCCUGGUGGCAGCGAGAACUACGAUGAUACAAACCCGCGUGGGGGUUUUCCUCCGGUCUUGCUCUCCUCUCGACCCUCUGCACCGCAUGACAAGGAAGGGGAGGGCAGACUGGACUGUAAAGUUUGUGGGAAACACUUUGAGAAGACGACUGACUUGAAUACUCACUUUAGAACUCACGGUAUGGCCUUUAUCAACACCCGCAACUCAGGCAAAGCCACAUAAAAAAGGGGGGAAGGUAGAGAAGUCGGUAGAGGCCGGUAAGAGAGUAGAUUGAAAGUGCCUGAAAAUAGUGCAUUAUGUAUUACGUUAGCCAAAGAUUUGUCUUUAUGCAUGCUUAAUAAUCCAGGUGAGAAAGUCACAGAAAGGUGAAUCGGCUCAUCUGGCCACAACGUUUAGUGGGAGAAACGUCUCAACACUCCUCCAAGUGACCUCGUCAGUCUCCACUG
Molecule: messenger RNA, 4921 nt
Organism: Lampris incognitus (smalleye Pacific opah)
Lineage: Eukaryota; Metazoa; Chordata; Actinopteri; Lampriformes; Lampridae
Gene: znf687a
Product: zinc finger protein 687a
Exons: 10
Coding region: 552-4697 (1381 amino acids)
Source: RefSeq, a predicted model, not a curated record